Scophthalmus maximus (turbot) is the source of this 3015-nucleotide messenger RNA. RefSeq names its product FKBP prolyl isomerase 9 (gene fkbp9). Bases 132 to 1832 code for a protein of 566 amino acids. NCBI's taxonomy places the organism in Eukaryota, Metazoa, Chordata, Actinopteri, Pleuronectiformes, Scophthalmidae. The record is from RefSeq and is a predicted model, not a curated record. Gene Ontology annotation, molecular function: calcium ion binding; peptidyl-prolyl cis-trans isomerase activity. The transcript is spliced from 10 exons.
GGCAGGACUUCUCACCAAGUUUGAGUAGAGGAAACCAGAGGAAACAGAAGUACCGUGGAACAGGGAGGUUACACGUACACGGGCCAAACCUUUACUCAUCUCCAUCGUCUGGAAGUUCGUCGACAGUGAAAAUGAUCCAGUGCGUGCAGGGCAUGUUCUAUCUGUCAGUUCUGGUGGCGUUCGCCGCCUGCAACGCUCCUCCGGUACCGUUAGACGACAUCUUCAUUGAGAAAACCUUCGUGCCAGAGCAGUGCGUGCGCGCAGUCAAAGUCGGCGACUAUGUGAGGUACCACUACAACGGCAUGUUUCCAGACGGCAAGAAGUUCGACUCCAGUUAUGACCGUGGCAGCACCUACAACGUGUUUGUUGGCAAAAAGCAGCUGAUCGCAGGGAUGGACAAAGCUCUGGUGGGGAUGUGUGUCAACGAAAGAAGUCUGGUCAAGAUCCCACCUCACCUUGCCUAUGGAAAGAAGGGAUACGGUGACAUCAUCCCUCCUGACUCCAUCCUUCAUUUCGACGUCCUGCUGCUCGACGUGUGGAACCCAGAGGAUGGCGUCCGGGUCGACACUUACCACACACCCUCGACCUGCUCCAGGAAGGUGGAGGUGUCUGACUAUGUCCGCUACCACUACAAUGGCACACUGCUGGACGGGACGCUCUUUGAUUCCAGUCACACCCGCAUGCGCACAUAUGACACUUAUGUCGGGAUCGGCUGGCUGAUCGCCGGUAUGGACCAGGGGCUUCUGGGAAUGUGUGUUGGAGAGAGACGCAUCAUCACUAUGCCUCCCGCUCUUGGAUAUGGAGAGAAUGGAGAUGGCAGCGACAUCCCAGGACAGGCGUCUCUGGUGUUUGAUGUCGUCCUGCUGGACCUGCACAAUCCCAGGGAUGGGGUCACAGUGACCCAUCAGAACGUGCCCAAUUCCUGCACCAGGAAGUCCAUCGCUGGGGACUUUGUACGCUACCACUACAACGGCAGCCUCCUUGAUGGAACGUUUUUUGAUUCCAGCUACUCUCGUAAUCGUACCUAUGAUACCUAUGUGGGUCGAGGCUAUGUGAUAGCCGGCAUGGACGAGGGUCUGAUUGGAGUCUGCGUCGGAGAGAGGCGAACCAUUACGAUCCCUCCACAUCUCGGCUAUGGAGAAGAGGGCACAGGCACUAAGAUCCCUGGAUCAGCAGUGCUGGUGUUUGAUGUCCACAUCAUCGACUUCCACAACCCGUCAGACAGCACUGUGGUCACCGUCACGUACAAGCCAGAAGAGUGUGACAAGCAGACAAAGAAGGGAGACUUUGUCAAAUACCACUACAAUGCCUCUCUGAUGGACAGCACAUCCAUCGACUCCACGUAUAAUUAUGGAAAGACGUACAACAUUGUGCUGGGAGCCAACCAGGUAGUCCCAGGGAUGGAGGACGGACUGAUGGAAAUGUGUGUGGGAGAGAAGAGGCACCUUGUUAUUCCCCCUCACCUGGGCUAUGGGGAGAGAGGAGUCACUGAUGAAGUCCCUGGGAGCGCUGUGCUGGUGUUCGACAUCGAGCUGGUAGAAAUGGAGGAAGGACUUCCUGAAGGCUACAUGUUCAUCUGGAACGAUGAUGUCUCACCUGACCUCUUCGCUGAGAUGGACGUUGACAAGAACGAGCAGGUGGAGCCCUCUGAGUUCACUGACUACAUCAUGCGGCAAGUGAACGAGGGCAAAGGCCGCCUGGCUCCCGGCUUCGACCCCUAUCGCAUCAUCGACAACAUGUUCUCCAACCAGGACCGUAACGGAGAUGGGAAAAUCACAGAGGCGGAGUUCAAACUUAAAGCAGAUGAAGCCGCCGCCCACGAUGAGCUAUGACGGGACUGAGUGUGAAACUAAUAUCAGGGUGUAGGGUGAGGGGUCAGACAGUCGGGGAGAUGUGGGGGAUACAGUAGAAAAACGAUGGGAUUGUUUGUGUAAAUUAAGCACGUGUGGAGUGGGAAACACGCUCAGAGAGAUUUUGUGUUUUUUAUUUUGAGGACUGAGAUGAUGGUACAAUGGUGUCUUGUCCUUUAAGAUGCCGUCUAGGAGUGGAAUGUAUCAAAUGAAAACUAACAUUUGGAAAGAAAACAUGUAACAUGCGAAGACAGUGAAUUACUUUUUUUUAACACCCAUCAAGUUCCUUAAGGGGGUUUUUCAGUGAAUUUUUUUGAAGGGUAUAAAAGCACUCCUGUGUGAAAGAACACACCAAGGCCUCACUCCAUGAUCUCCACAUUCAACUCUCCUUCCUUGUUGUUUUUAACAUUUAGUGAUUGUGUGUGAAACUUUCUUUUCUUGUCUUUGGGUAUCAGCUCUUCUCUAAAAUAUCUGACAGUCUUCCUGGAGCAUUACUCACUGUAAUAUACUUAUUUAUGGGUGAACAUAAGUGAUAAUGUUAAGUGAGAGCUAAAGCUUAAGUUUUUUUAUAUACACAUAUAGUUUUUACAACUGUCAACUUCCACUGUCUCACUUUUAAUUGUCGGAAUUCUGUGAGGGAAAUCUCUGCUAGAUAACUCGGAUGAAGAAAGAAGUCAGAAUCAAACAGAGCUUUAAGCUCAAUCGUGAAGUCAGUACAUGAUAGAAAGUCAUCAUAACCAUCAAGCAUAAUCUUCUUCACAAUGCCUCCUAGGUUUUCUGCCAUUUAUUAUAGAUAUCGUGCAUCAUUUGCCCUCCAAAAUAACACUGAAAGUUCCAAACUACAAAAUGCUGUCACCAACUUUCCAGUAUUUCAAACAUGUUUACUGUCUGUUGUUGUGGUUGUUCCAUCUCUUGUUUUUGUCUUCAUCCAGAUGUCAAUUGCAAUUUAGUGAGUGAGUGAGUGAGUGUGUGAGUGUGUGAGUGAGUGUGUGAGUGUGUGAGUGUGUGUGUGAGUGUGUGAGUGUGUGUGCGUGAGUGAGUGAGUAAGUGCAAAGUGUGUGAAUGUAGUUUUUGUUUAACUUUUUCAUUCAGGAAUACGCUGAGACUUGAUCAUUUCACCAUCAGCACAACCUUUAAUUUGAUUAAAUGACCUGACAUAAAGAAA